Molecule: messenger RNA, 1026 nt
Organism: Homalodisca vitripennis (glassy-winged sharpshooter)
Lineage: Eukaryota; Metazoa; Arthropoda; Insecta; Hemiptera; Cicadellidae
Exons: 7
Coding region: 246-878 (210 amino acids)
Source: RefSeq, a predicted model, not a curated record
AGAAAAAAAUACCAGCCAUUCAUCUUAGUAUGUUUAUUAUUUACAAAUUAUACAGUUAGUUACUUUGAACAUAUUCUUAACAUUUUAGCAAACUGAUACCGUUUAUUUAAAAUAAAGUAAACAGCCUGGUUCUAGACUGGGUAAAAUGCUAGAAACUUCAGAGUAACAUUGAUGAAUAAGUCACAAUUUGAAAAUUGAUAGUAUUUUUCAAGUUCUAAAUACAUGAGCUUAAACCUGAAGAGAAAAUGAAUUAUCAGCAUAUGUUUCCGGGCAACUCUGGCAGCCCGGACACGACAACCAUGUCAGAUGAUAUUUCCUGGAUACACGUUACUCCAUCCAUCAUGCCUUGGAGUGUGGAGAACCGACCUCAACUUGUCAGAUUUGGUGAGACAUCAGGAGAAGGAGAUCCAUGGAGUAUUCCACGCCCAAAAAUGAGAUUUAUUAAAAGAAAAUCAGACCUGGAUAUUAAUCUAAGGCCAGCUAAGAUGCACAUUACAGAAGAGAAAAUGGCUGCACAGCUAAAAAAUAUGCAUAUAAGUAACAACUAUAUUGGUGAACAGAUGUUGAGCGAUGGCCUGGACAAACCGACACAAGCCGAUUGUAUGUUACCCACACUAGUGCUUAGCAAGGAGGUACAGAGCCUUGCCACCUUCCAGGAUCCUCUUCUACCUGAUUCUAUACUUAAAAUGCAGAAGCCAACACGAGCCUUAGUGUUGUGGAAGCCACCUAGAGGAAGUUUGACGUCUCAGAUCUUAUCGAACGUGCGUAAUCAAGAGGAUGAAGAGGUUGACAGUGUCAACAAUAACCCCGGCACACCUCACUUAAAUACAAUGACUUUACCAAGGUCUCCAAGUUUGAACACAGACAUGGAGUUGUAGUGGUGUCAACAGAAGUAUUUGGUUUAUGUUGAAAUUCAUAAGUAUUUAAUUUUCAAAAACUGUUGAUUUAUCCAUUGCAAUGUAUUAUUUUUCACUAUUUUAUUUGAUAUCAUUCAGUGAUCUUCAAUAAAUAUAAUUUCUUAUCACA